This is a messenger RNA of Cetraspora pellucida, 1095 nucleotides long. The record is from the annotation of a GenBank genome assembly. Lineage: Eukaryota; Fungi; Glomeromycota; Glomeromycetes; Diversisporales; Gigasporaceae.
AUGAAUCAAGUUUGGUGCAUUUGGUAUGACAAUAAAUCUGAUAAUUUUGAUGAAUUUGAGAAUCAAACAGUUGAAAUACCUGAACUCCGUUCUGAUAAUGAUAGAUUUAUCCACGAGAGGCAACCGAUCAUGGCUCAUUUCGAACGACCAGAAAUUCGAUCACAAUAUUUCGAGAUAGAUGUAGUACCAGAAAGAGCGUCGAAAGAUGAAAAGGAUGGAUAUAAGUCAUUACAUAUGAAUGAGUUUGAAGAAUUACUUGUCAAUUCGAAUAGUUCAUUAGAAGUUAAACCAAGUCAUAUGAAAGUGCUUGAAUGUGACUUGAAGUAUGCUGAAAAUGCUAGUCCAAAUGGACAGCGUAACGUCAUAUUUUGCCAUCAAGACGGAAUAAACACAGAAAAGGAUGAACUUAAGUGGAAUACGAAACAUGCCGAAAGUGGAAAAUCGUUGGCUAAAAAUAAGUUUGACAGUGAUAUAAGAUUAGGUGAACAGUUUGAAAAGAUAAUGGAGCGAAUUGAAUGUUUGAGGGUUGAUGAUGAUAUUAAAAGUACAAAAAGUCAGUCAAUAAUGUCUUGGACCGAGGAUUAUGGGAUGAAGAUGAGGAAGGAGACGAAUUAUGGAAGGUUGAUUGGGCAUAAUUAUUAUAUAAAGCGAGAAUGGUAUAGAAAUUUGAGAUCUAACGCACAUAAUACUAGUGGUGACAAGAACUCAGUCCUGGGAUUGAAGGUGUUGGAUCAUGUUAAGAAGAUUGGAUUUUACAGACGUUUGUAUUUGGACUAUGAGAUCGGUUGUGAUGGAUUGGAACAUGUGCUGUUUGGAAAUCGCCUUGAAAUGCUAUCAUCCCAACAAUCAAAAAAAAUAUUACCUUUACCAGCAACUUCGAAUGUAUCUGUCCCAACAACUUCAAGCAUGCGCGUUACUUCUUCUAUUAUUCCAAAUGUUUCCAUUAUUCCUUCAGUUACUCACAAUACUUCUACUAAUAAUGAGAGUGAAGAGUCUUCUAUUAUUGACAAUAGUCAACCUUCUAUUACAAAUCAGGAAAAUUUACAAAGUAUAGAUGAUUUAUUUAACAUUAAUACUACUUCAGGAAAUAAAUAA